GGCACUCCGAUUCCUCAUUUUAGUGGCAAUUAGCAAAACUCAGGAGGCUCUUCAACAUUCCUUUCUCGCCCUUCAAAGCUAGGCUACAUAAUGCUAUAAAUUCCAUUUCGUUCGGGACUCAGAGCAUCAGAAAAUCGUGAUUGCCGACUCGCCUGGAUAUCUCGAUCAGCCCAAAACCGCCAUAGUUAGAUCUCUGGAUUUGCUUGAAAGUUGAGACUCACAAUCACCACCACAAGAGAAGGAGAAGAAAUGGACAAUUCUGGCAAUCCUCAGGAUAUGAUGGUGCCACCAAUUGAAGGUGUUGCUGGAGGAGGGACUGCAUAUGGUUGGGGCAAUAGUGGCUUCCAUGAUCCAAGUUCACUUAAGGGGACAAUUGAUCCUUCAAAAAUUCUAUCUGCUGAUUUAUUGCAUGUCUGGUGCCUGCCAAGUACAGCAAAUGUUGGCCCACAAGACAUGCCUCGACCUUUGGAGCCUAUAUCACUUCUCGUGGCUCGAAAUGAGAGAGAGAGUUUUCAAAUUGCUAUACGCCCAAAAGUUUGUUGGGGUGGUUCAGGUAUUGCAGGGGUUGCACAGAUUCACUGCACCGACCUAUGUUCCACUGCAGGUGACAGCAGGUUGGUAGUAGGUCAGUCCCUAACAUUAAGGCGAGUGGCCCCUGUCUUAGGUGUUCCGGAUGCACUUGUGCCCCUUGAUAUGCCAGUCUCACGAAUAACUCUAUUUCCAGGAGAAACAACUUCUAUUUGGGUUUCCAUAGACGUUGCUAGUGCACAGCCACCAGGUCAUUAUGAAGGAGAGUUAGUCAUAACUGCUACAAAGACAGAUGCAGAUCACCACAGAUCUACAACACAAGGCCUGGGCAAAGCUGAGAAGCGUCAGUUGUAUAGAGAAAUUAGAGAUUGUCUUGAGAUUAUGGAGCCCACUGAUGGAAAAUCAAUUGAUGAAUUGGUAGAAAGAGUGAAAUCUGCCACUACAUCUUUAAGAAGAGUUCUUCUGUCGCCAUCAUUUUCUGAUUUCUUUUCAGAUAAUGGUUCAGUAGAUAUGAUGGAUGAGGAUGCUAUCUCAAACCUUUCAAUACGUUUGAAGCUAAGUUUGACUGUAUGGGAUUUUAUUCUGCCAACAACACCUUCACUUCCUGCUGUUAUCGGUAUAUCUGAUACUGUGAUUGAAGAUCGUUUUGGGGUUGAACAUGGGAGUAAGGAGUGGUAUGAGGCACUGGAUAAGCAUUUUAAGUGGUUGCUUCAAUAUCGGAUCAGCCCAUAUUUUUGCAGAUGGGGUGACAGUAUGCGUGUUUUGGCAUAUACCUGCCCAUGGCCCGCUGAUCAUCCAAAAUCAGAUGAAUAUUUUUCGGAUCCACGACUUGCAGCUUAUGCUGUCCCAUAUAGUCCAGUAGUCUCUAGUCAUAAUGUAGCAGAGGACUUCUUGCAUCAGGAAGUUCAGAUAUUAAGAGCAAAGAGUCACUGGAAAAAAGCUUAUUUUUAUUUAUGGGAUGAGCCGUUAAACUUAGAGCAGUAUGAUUCCAUUCGUAACAUGGCUAGUGAAAUUCAUGCCUAUGCUCCUGAUGCUCGCAUUCUUACCACCUACUACUGUGGUCCUAGUGAUGCACCUCUUGCUGCUAAUAAUUUUGAGGCAUUUUUGAAAGUUCCUGGAUUUCUAAGGCCUCAUACUCAGAUAUAUUGCACAAGUGAAUGGGUGCUUGGCAACCGGGAGGAUCUGGCAAAGGACAUUAUUGCUGAAUUACAACCAGAAAAUGGUGAGGAAUGGUGGACAUAUGUGUGCAUGGGGCCAUCUGAUCCUCACCCUAACUGGCACCUUGGGAUGCGAGGUACCCAGCACCGAGCAGUGAUGUGGCGGGUGUGGAAAGAAGGGGGGACAGGUUUUCUAUAUUGGGGUGCCAACUGCUAUGAAAAGGCAACUGUUACCAGUGCAGAGAUUAGAUUUAGGCGUGGCCUUCCUCCAGGAGACGGGGUCUUGUUUUACCCUGGGGAGGCAUUCUCAUCUUCCCAGCCAGUUGCUUCACUUAGACUGGAGCGACUUCUUAGUGGCCUGCAGGACAUCGAGUACCUCAAGCUCUAUGCUUCACGAUUCGGUAGGGAGGAAAGUGUCUCUCUCAUGGAAAAAACGGGCACGUAUCUGGGGCCGGAGCAUUACACUCACGAGCAUGUGCCGAUAGACGUAAUGCGGAGUGAGAUUUUCAGGACAUGCCGGUCCUAAAUAUAUGCUGCUUUCAGUUUCUGGCAGGUUUUGGUGAUUUUGUUUUGUAUCCCUAUUUAAAUUUGCUUUUGACAUUCUUAACCUAAGGAUUCAUAUAGUCAAAUUACAGUUUUUAUGCGCAUUCAGUAAAUUGAAAGGAGAGGCAAAUCUA
Diospyros lotus (date-plum) is the source of this 2362-nucleotide messenger RNA. RefSeq lists its product as uncharacterized. The transcript is spliced from 16 exons. Bases 250 to 2211 code for a protein of 653 amino acids. The record is from RefSeq and is a predicted model, not a curated record. NCBI's taxonomy places the organism in Eukaryota, Viridiplantae, Streptophyta, Magnoliopsida, Ericales, Ebenaceae.